GUUUCCUUCCCUUAGCCGUUGCCACACACAAACAUACUUCCACACAAAAUACCCCUUUUUUCGAGCCUUCUUUACCCGCCCUACCAACGUUAUGAAAUGGUGCUACGCUCUUUCAUUCUUUCUCUCCAGUCCCAAACCCCCAUCUAAACAACACUCUCAUGCUGUGUGUGCCACCCCCUCCCCAAUAAGCAAUCUGGCUUUCCCUUUUCUUACCAGCCCUUUCUUUCUUUCUAGGAUCACCUUCUCCAGAGCAAAAGACUUGGCCACAAAGUUCAAGAUCUUGGAUCUCUUAUACCCACUGUUCACUGAUGAUCCGAGCAUGUUCCUUUGCUCCUCCGGCCCUUCCGCCAACGGCGGUCCCAUAAACAACGAUAGCACCUUGAGCAACAGCAGCAGCAAUGGCGUACCGGUCACUUCGGACACUGCUUCCGUCGAGACAGCCCAGACAUCAUCUACAGUCAAGUCCUUGGCCCACACAUCCACCAACCUCCCACCGCCCAUGCCGUACAAGCCCACCGAUAGCUACAAUAGCAUGAUGUCAUCCUCAUGGAUGGAUCAGCGUUCAUAUCAGCAACAACAGUCGCUGCCUGGCAUUAACAGCAGUGAUGGUGGUACGUCUUCCUUGUAAAUCAUAAUAUUAG
Zychaea mexicana is the source of this 641-nucleotide messenger RNA. RefSeq lists its product as uncharacterized. The record is from RefSeq and is a predicted model, not a curated record. Gene Ontology annotation, molecular function: DNA binding. Bases 92 to 628 code for a protein of 178 amino acids. The transcript has a single exon. Lineage: Eukaryota; Fungi; Mucoromycota; Mucoromycetes; Mucorales; Lichtheimiaceae.